Molecule: messenger RNA, 753 nt
Organism: Anthonomus grandis grandis
Lineage: Eukaryota; Metazoa; Arthropoda; Insecta; Coleoptera; Curculionidae
Product: 10 kDa heat shock protein, mitochondrial-like
Exons: 3
Coding region: 195-503 (102 amino acids)
Cellular component (GO): mitochondrial matrix
Molecular function (GO): ATP binding; protein folding chaperone; metal ion binding
Source: RefSeq, a predicted model, not a curated record
AUAACUAUAUACGAGUCAGAAAGAAAUAGAUAUAGUAAAUUUACGUAACACCCAAAGUUCACAUCCCAAGUUUUAAAACGUCAAUUUGUUGAUAACCUGCAAAAAACGUGGAGCGUCUUCCAGAAAUUUCUAGCAUCGAUUUUAAUAUCGUUUCUACAUUUGCGAAGUCAGGAGAAAUCUUGUAAUUAAACAAAAUGAGUGGAGCUAUCAAACGGCUUGUCCCCUUGUUCGACCGCAUCCUCAUCAAAAAAGCUGAAGCCAUUACAAAGACGAAAGGAGGAAUUGUAAUUCCUGAAAAGGCAGCAGGCAAAGUUCUACAGGGAACAGUGGUGGCUGUGGGACCUGGUCAAAGGAAAGAGGAUGGCUCCCACAUUCCAAUUGAAGUUAAAGUUGGCGAAAAUGUGCUCCUGCCAGAGUAUGGUGGCACCAAAGUGGAACUUGAAGGAAAUGUAGAAUACCACCUAUACAGAGAAACAGAUAUUCUCGCCAAAGUUGAUGCUUAGACUGAAUAUUCCAAUAUUAAUAUUAACGUUGGUAUGAGUGGGACAUGAAUUAUUUUUUACUGAACAUUUGAGUGAACAAUGUUCAAAUAUGAUCUGUAUGUUUUUUCAAGUUUCUGAAUGUAAAUGUUUUUAUAAAACUAAUAUGAAACUUACACAUUUGUGAUUGCUGUUAAAUUAUUUGCAGUUGCAAAUGUUAGUGAAUUAGUAGUAAGAUUGUUAUUUGAUAUAAUAUAAGCAUUUAUAGUUUAAA